This is a messenger RNA of Rotaria socialis, 1575 nucleotides long. The record is from the annotation of a GenBank genome assembly. NCBI's taxonomy places the organism in Eukaryota, Metazoa, Rotifera, Eurotatoria, Philodinida, Philodinidae.
AUGAAUGUCGACGAGCAACCCAGUAGCAACAACGAUCCAUUGUCGAGAACUACAAAAGAUUUAGAUCAAGAAAAUUUACUCGCUCUUGUUUCUGUACGUCCUCCAACACCAGAUAAAUGUGCUGUAUGUUUAAAUAAUAAACAAACAGAUAUUAUUGCUCGAAUCGACUCAUGUUCACAUACAUUUUGUUUUUCUUGCAUUCUUGAAUGGUCAAAAGUUCGUGCUAUUUGUCCAUUAUGUAAACAACCAUUUAGUGUCAUAACACGUGAACGUUAUUCUGGUGAUAUUGUUGAAGAAAUCUGCGUACAAACACCACGACGACCAUCCCGACAACCACCAAAUUUUACUAAUCUUAAUGAUAUUCUAAAUUGGUUUGAUGCACGUCACCGUGGAACAGAUACAGUCGACAAUACUAGACGUGAUGAUAUAUUUCGACAAAUGGUUUAUGUCGAAUGGUUAAACACAAUACAGUCACUUGUUCGUCGGCCAAAUAACACUUUAAGAACUUCUACUCAAUCAACCUUAGCCCGUUCAACUAAUUCAUCGUCUUGGGCAAAUAUAAUACCUCUUGAUUCUAUACGUCGUCUUCUACAUCGUUAUUUACGUCAGACAACAUCUGAAUUACGCCAAUCAACUAUUUAUUCUCAAUCAACACGUCAAACAGUUGCAUUUCGUAAAUAUGUUUAUAUACAUCGUCUAUUUGUUCGUAGUCCACUAGUUGGACAUAACCUUGAUACAUUAAGUGUACGAGAAUGUUCACCAACAUGGUAUGCUUCAAAUCCAGCUUGUCUUCAUCGUCUCGUACCAUUUUUAGCAAGAGAAUUAUUAGCUUUAUUGUGGAAUGAUGAAAGAACUAUUGAAAAUGCAAUACAAGAAAUUCUAACAGCUAUUCAAUUGCAUGAAAUACGUUCGAGUUUUCUGGCAAGAAAAUUAAAUGAAUAUCUUGGACGUUAUACAAAACAUUUUAUACAUGAAUUUUAUACAUUUGCUCGUUGCCCAUACGAUUUAGCUGGUUUCGAUUGUCAUGCUCAAUAUUCGACAAUGAAUCCAUCACCACCAGUAAGAUCACCAAUGGAAAUCUCACUUGAUGACGAUGAGAACGAUGAUGGAAAUGAAGAAACACCAAUUAUUAUUGAUGAAACUAAUGAUGGAUCAACAAUCGAUACAAUUGAUAUUGUUUCUUCACCACAAACAAUAACAACGACAGAAUCUGAACAUCAAUCAUCAUCACCAGAAUGUGAAAUUGUUGAAUAUGUUGAACCUAGCAUUGCAAGAACUCCUAGUCUAAUUGUUUUGUCUGAAGAUGAAGAUGAAGAUGAAGAUGAAAAUGAAGAUGAGGAUGAGGAUGACGAUGAUGAUAAUGAAAAUAAUAAUGACUCACAAGUACAAGUUUCAUCAUCUACGAAGCGGAAAUAUAAUCAUGGUCACAACAAUAGAUGUAAAAAACAGCAAACAACUUCAAUAAUAGAAAUUGAUUCUCCGACAAGUGUAAUAGUGGACGAUGAUGAUGAUGAUGAACCACAACGAACAAAUUCUAAUCAAGAACAAUUAACAGAAGAAGAAAAUCAGCAAUAA